Messenger RNA from Erigeron canadensis, 1353 nucleotides. RefSeq names its product pectate lyase 1-like. The transcript is spliced from 4 exons. The record is from RefSeq and is a predicted model, not a curated record. Lineage: Eukaryota; Viridiplantae; Streptophyta; Magnoliopsida; Asterales; Asteraceae. Gene Ontology annotation, molecular function: pectate lyase activity. The coding region runs from base 92 to 1285 and encodes 397 amino acids.
GAAUCAUAAAAUUUAUUAUCCUGUUCUAAUUUUCACCCUCACCUUUGCUUUUUUGAUUCCGUCUAGUUUAGCUCGGUCGUCCGAAGAUGACAUGACCAUUGCAGAUAUCGUGGACUAUGGAGGGGAAACUGGUUUGGAUGAUAAGAAUGGGGCAUAUAACCCCGAGCAAUUUCCUGGAAAAUUUGCUGGAGAUGUGGAAGCGUCUAUAACGGAAAGGAACUCAACAAGGAGGGACCUACAUGAAUGUGCAGACAAAAAUCCAAUAGAUAAGUGUUGGAGGUGCAAAGCAGAUUGGGCGGACAACCGAGAAGCAUUAACCCAAUGUGUGAUUGGUUUCGGAGCAGGAACCACUGGCGGCGCGGGUGGGGAAGUCUACACGGUGACUGAUUGUUCAGACGACACCCCUGAGAAUCCUAAGCAAGGAACGUUGCGUCAUGCUGCCUGCCAAAAACAUCCUACCUGGAUCAUUUUUGACAAAGAUAUGGUCAUUACUUUGAAACACGCACUUCCAAUCACUAGUGACACGACUAUUGAUGGUAGAGGCACGAAAGUUGAGAUCGCUUUUGGUGCAGGCAUCAGCGUCCAUACUGUCAAAAAUGUCAUCAUUCAUGGGAUUAAUAUCCACGACACAAGAGAAAUGCCAGGUUAUUCAGGAAGAUCAGGUUGCGAUGGUGAUGCUAUUGCUGUUAAAACUUCGUCCAACAUAUGGGUCGACCACUGCACGUUUAGUGGAGGUAUAGAUGGGCUCCUAGAUGUCACCGUCGGUAGCACCGCCGUAACACUUUCUAACAACAAAUUUAGCGAUCAUGACAAAGUCAUGUUGCUCGGAGCAGAUGAUAGCCACACUGAAGAUAAAAUAAUGCUAGCCACGGUUGCGUAUAACAAGUUUGAUCAAGGAUGUGUCCAAAGAAUGCCUAGAUGUCGACAUGGCUUUUUCCAAGUCGUUAACAACGACUACAACAAAUGGGGAAUGUAUGCUAUCGGUGGCAGUGCAGCUCCUACUAUCCUUAGCCAAGGCAACAAAUUUUUGGCUCCGGAUGAGGCUAACAAGAAAAACGUGCUUCAAAGGGCUAACGCUCAAGAAUCAGAAUGGAAGAAUUGGAAUUGGAGAACAGAUUCAAAUGAUGUAUUCGAGAAUGGUGCUAUCUUUAAAGCAUCCGGGUCUGACCCGCAACUAACCCCUGAGCAACAAGCUGGCAUGAUUCCAGUUGAACCGGGAACUAACGUUCCACAACUCACCAGUUGUGUUGGUGCACUCUCAUGUGUGAUCGGACAACCUUGUUAACCACGCCGGGUCGAUGAGCCGUUCUGCAACCUUAUAAUUUAACAUAAUUGACAUUGUAACAAUGUUUA